Ceutorhynchus assimilis (cabbage seed weevil) is the source of this 1281-nucleotide messenger RNA. The record is from the annotation of a GenBank genome assembly. Lineage: Eukaryota; Metazoa; Arthropoda; Insecta; Coleoptera; Curculionidae.
AUGAACGAAAUUUUUGAAGAAAUAGGUGAGGAUAUGUGUCUAGUAUUACUAGGUUUGCACGCCUUCACUGGCUGCGAUACAGUGAGUGCAUUUGCGGGAAAAGGAAAAGCUACAACGUUGAAGGUGGCGCGUAAAGACAAAGAAUUUGCAUGUGCUAUGUCUAAGCUGGGAGAAACAGUAGAUGAUAGAACAAAGAUAGUUCUCGAGCCAUGUAGGUUUUAUAUCAACACUACCAAAAUCACAAGUGUCAACGAGCUAAGGUUCAUUUUAUUCUGUGGCAAACAAGGUAACAUUGAAUCGCACAAUCUUCCUCCAUGUCAGAGCAUACUACAUAAGCACAUAUCAAGAGCCAAUUAUCAAGCAAUGAUAUGGAAGAAGGCACUAUAUCCACAGCCAGACAAACCAUCUCCUGAAGGUCAUGGAUGGUUACUUCAAACAGAGAGUGACGGCAACAAUGACUGUUUUGGUACUGAAGCAUUUUCCUACGGCAUCGAAACCGUCGAGUGGUACAAGGAAUUCAAAAAACGCGGGCUGAAAUGUGGAGGCGCCUGGAGUUGGUGCAAUCCAGUUUUGAUUGUAACCGUUCCCGGUUACAUCAAGGAAAUUCUGCUAAAGAGUUUUUCUAGUUUCACCACGAGAGAUUUUUAUCAUAAUCCGAAAUACGACCCUAAAAACGAAAACCUUUUCGUCGUGGAUAAGGAAGUAUGGAAAAAUCUGAGGCAAAAACUGACACCUGUUUACACGACAGCUAAAAUGAAGCUGAUGUUUUUGGCUGUGGUUAAAUGUACCGAACCUAUGAUGGAUAUUUUUGCCAAGAAUGCUGAAACUGAAAAAGACAUGGAUAUGAGAGAGCUGCUCAUCAACCUAUAUGAAACGACAAAAGACGAAGAAAAACCUUUUACUUUUGACGAUCUUAUUGGCAACGUGAUUUUGUUUUUCACAGCCGGAUUUGACACGUCUUCGACUGCAAUGAACUUUGCAUUGUACGAACUUGCCUUGAAUCCCAAAUUACAAGACAGAACCAGGGAAGAUAUACGAAGGGUACUGGAUGAGCACAAAGGAGCGCUUACCUAUGAAUCGUUGAAGGAAAUGACUUAUUUGGGACAAGUGAUAGAUGCUAAACGGUUUGGUUUGAUGCAAACCGCUAUUGGCCUUAUCCAAGUUUUGAAAGACUACAAAGUCAGCAUCAGUCCGAAAACGAAAAUGCCUUUAACCUUAAAAAAAGGUGUGUUUUUGGUGCAAAUAAAUGAAACUUUGUACUUGAGAAUUACCAAAGCUUAA